AUGAAGACCUUGAGUGCUACUGGAGGAGCUAAUCUCACCGUUUGCGUUGCGAUGAGUAUAUUGGCUUUCAUAGCUGUUGUUCUUCGAUUCGCUGUGCGGAAGAGUCUGCACCAAUCGCCAACUCCAGCGGAGUGGCUUUGCGUGCUCUCUCUCGGACUUUUCCUUGGGUACUUUGCCGUACUUCUAAACUAUAUCCUUAACGGAUCACCCACCGGUCAAUUCAACUUUAUCCUACUAUCGUCUCCAGUCGAGGCAAGGAACUACAUGAAGAUGCUCUUCGCCACUGAAAUCCUGUUUGGUGCUGUGAUUACAGCGGUCAAAAUGAGCAUCCUCGUCUUCUAUCACUCCAUCUUUUCCGUCAGCGUCCGCUUCACACUCGUAUUGAUCGGUGCCGGGACAACAUGCCUAGUCUGGUUUACUACUGUAUCGUUCGUCUUAGUCUUCCAAUGUAGCCCAAUUCAUGCGUUUUGGGAUAUGAUGGCGCUCCCGCCGUACUGCCACUCACCUGCAAGGACCCUGUUAGGCUACGAAUUCACGAAUCUUAUCUUAGAUGUUACGAUUCUUUGCCUACCCAUUGGGAUGAUUCGAUCACUCCACCUACCGCUAUCAAAGAAAAUAUCGAUCACUGCUAUAUUCUUGCUGGGGGGAUUCGUCUGUGUCGCGAGUAUGGUCAGGCUGAGGUACAUAUGGGUGCUGCCGCAUGUCGAUACCUCUAUGAAUGUUGCGAUGGUAAUGAUUUGGUCUACAGUCCAGCUUGGCUUAGCAAUCAUUUGCUGCUGUUUGCCAACAUAUGGUCCGGUGUUUGCACUUGGGGGCCCCAUCGGCCGCAGAUUUAAGAGGCUCUACGCCUCUUUCAAAUCUUCAAACGCGCCGGCUUCCUCUGUCGAGUCCCAUUGGCUUUCAAAGAAGCCAAGCUGCAAGCAAAGACUUACAGAUGGAGUCUCUGCCUUCGAAAUCGAUCAAAGUGAAGCAGGCAGUGGAUGUGGUUUGAGACGUACAUGUAGACCACAUUGCCAUGGUAUUAGUCGUGAAUUGACCCUCUUAUUGUGUUACCGGAUCCCUGCUCGUCACCAACUCAGUGUAGGCUAG
This is a messenger RNA of Lindgomyces ingoldianus, 1089 nucleotides long. RefSeq lists its product as uncharacterized. The record is from RefSeq and is a predicted model, not a curated record. The coding region runs from base 1 to 1089 and encodes 362 amino acids. The transcript has 7 exons. Lineage: Eukaryota; Fungi; Ascomycota; Dothideomycetes; Pleosporales; Lindgomycetaceae.